UAAAAUACAAAAAAAACAACAAAACAAAAAAACCCAUUCAAAACGGCAAGGCCAAAACCCUAAAACGAUAAUCUAAAUGAUGACGAAGAAGAAAUCGUUUUCGAUUAUUAUGAUGAUGAAGGUUUGAAACCACGCCAUGACAUGAGAUGAGCAGCGUCGUCGACGUGGCGGUAGUUGUAGUGGUAUUACUUUCGUUUCAUGGCUAGAGAACAAGAAACGACGUCGUCGUCGCAGCAGCAACAAGAACACCAGCGGUGGGGGCCGUUGGAGGAGUUAUUGUUAGCGUGCGCCGUGAACCGUCACGGGACCAAGAGUUGGGACUCCAUAGCCAUGGAAGUAGCCAACCGAAGUUCGAGCCUGGCGUCUCUCACUCCAGAGAGCUGUAAGGACAAGUUUCGUGAUCUUAAACGACGGUUCAUGGCUUCAAACGACGCCGAGUCGACUAGUUUGGUUCCGCUUGUUGACCAGCUCAGACAGAUUCGUGUUCAGGAGCUGCGCGACGAGGUUCAACGACGCGACGUUUCGAUCGUGUCUUUGGAAUUGAAGGUGAAGAGAUUGGAGGAGGAGAGAGAGAAGAGCAUGAAGGCGGAGGAAGCAGAUCUGGAGAGAGAGAGGAAGGCCUCGCCGCAUAUCAUCGCCGGUAAAUUCUCCUCCGCGGACGGCGACGAAUCGGACGAGCGUGAGAACCGAUCGUUCAACGAAUCCAAUUCCACGACUCAAAAAGCAGAGGAAACGAGGAGCAGGAAACGACUUAAAAACGACGUCGCGGAAGGCGAGAAGAAGAAAGAACCGAAAGUAAAACAUGAACCGGAUGGGGAAACCGAUCCGGAUCCGGUUCGAACCGGAAGUGGACCAGACCGGGAUCGAGAUUGGUCUUCAAACGGUAAAUUAAACGGAAAUGUCAAGGAGGACGACGAAGAAGAUGAUGACGUGGAUAAUGACAAAACGGUGUCGGAGGAGAAAAUGGAAACUAUUAACAAGAAUAAUAAAACGAGUGGACUCAGUGAGUCGAACGAGUUGUGGGACGAUUCAAAGAGGGAGGGAAAAGAAGUUGGGGUGGCAUCGAAGCAGAGCAGCGAUGUACAGAGCUCGGCUAGUUUGUCAAACAACAAAAAACGGCGUCGUAGUAGCAGUGGCGAGGAGCCCGAUGUUGAGGAGGUUUCUCCCGCCACGAAAAAGGUGUUGGCCGUGAAAUCGGAGCCGUUAGUUAGGUUUCUUGAGAUCAUACGGUCGCACCGGCUCGGCUCACACUUUGAGCGGCGGCUUCGAAGCCAGGAAUCUGAAAGGUACAAAAAGUUGAUAAGGCAACACAUAGAUCUUCAAACAAUUCAAUCCAGGCUUGAUAGAGGGCUUUACUCUGACUGUAUUCAGAGAUUCUUCAGAGAUGUCUUAAUCUUAUUCAACAAUUUCAUAAUUUUCUUCAGAAAAAGCUCCCAAGAAUAUGCUGCUGCACUAGAACUCCGGGCUCUUGUUGCCAAAGAAAUGACUGCCAAGCUCCGGAAACCUCAAACUCCUGCUGUUAAACCUGAGCCUGAACGACAACAACAACAACAAAAACCACAAAAAGAACUACUUGUUUCACUUUCAAAACCCAGCAGAGCUUCCACCAUGGUCAUGUGUGGUAAGCGAAACUCUGCGAAAGGAGCUUUGGAGAAUGCUGCUGGUAGAAAAGGUGAAAAGAAAGAAAGAGAAAUCGAGGAAAAACCGAAGGUCAAUGAGAAGAAGAUCAAUGGUUCUUUUGUUGAUAUUGAGGAGAAGGGUGGUACAAAGAAGAAAAGGAGUAGUGAAAGAUCGGUUUCGGGGCGGAGGAAUUUAAGAAACAGCAACAAGAGAGGAGAGGUUAAACAUCAAUAUGGUGGUAAUGAGCUUAGUUCUCAUGAUGCUUUAGAGGUUAAGAUGGACAAGAAAGAAAUUGCCGUGAGAAAGAAGCAAGGGGCAGCCAGUUUCUUGAAAAGAAUGAAGCAAAAUUCGCCGAGUGAAGUGACGGAAAACGACAAUGAUGAUGAUGACGACGACAAAGAGGAAGAUGAUUCGGAGAAUGAGAGCAAAGAUAGUAGAAUAGAGGAGGACGCGAACAAGAGGAAGGGGAAGAAGAGAAAUGCAGGAAAAGAGAGGGUGACAAGGAGUUCAAGGGGAAGAGGGGUGAGGGAAGAGAGUAGAAGAAUGAAGAGAGGAGUUGGCCGGCCACCGAAGAGAUCGGCGGCAAGUCCGCCAAAAAAAUCGGUAACAGUGAGCCCACCGGAGAGGACGGGAAAGAGAGGGAGAGACAAUGGUGAGAGUGAGGUUGGGGUGGGAGGUGGAAGUAGUAGGUCUAGGAAAAGAACAAGGAGGUGAAGGUGAUUGUUGUACAAUGUAAAUUAUUGGGAUUUUUUUUUCUCUCUUUUUGGGGAUUUAGCUUUUUUU
This is a messenger RNA of Pistacia vera, 2403 nucleotides long. Its product is annotated as trichohyalin-like. The transcript has 3 exons. Gene Ontology annotation, molecular function: protein binding. NCBI's taxonomy places the organism in Eukaryota, Viridiplantae, Streptophyta, Magnoliopsida, Sapindales, Anacardiaceae. The coding region runs from base 199 to 2334 and encodes 711 amino acids. The record is from RefSeq and is a predicted model, not a curated record.